Tribolium castaneum (red flour beetle) is the source of this 718-nucleotide messenger RNA. RefSeq lists its product as uncharacterized. The record is from RefSeq and is a predicted model, not a curated record. Bases 24 to 515 code for a protein of 163 amino acids. The transcript is spliced from 2 exons. Lineage: Eukaryota; Metazoa; Arthropoda; Insecta; Coleoptera; Tenebrionidae.
GUCAGUGUUGCCAACCCGCCAAAAUGGUGAACUGGUACGCGGUCGGUUUAGCGGCCGCUUUGGUCUACAUUUUACCAAAACGUGCAAUUGCCACUCGCAUAAUCAACUUCUACAAAUACCGAACUCUAUUUGUGCCCCCAAAAACCGUAAUUGUGAUUUUAGACGACAUAGGGCUAAAUUACGAAAAAGCACGCAAAUAUUUACAAAAAGGGGCCCGCGUCAUAAUCGCCGGCCUCAACCAACAAAAAUUAGAAACCGCCAGAAAAGAAUUAAUCCGUUCGACGAAAAACCACAACGUUUGUGUUGCGUCAGUGAACCGCUAUGAAAAAAAAUCACUGAAAAAAUUCGCCGAUCACGUAAUCAACACCGAAGUGGCGAUCGACGUGCUCGUAAACAACAACGGCGUCGAAUUAUCCGACUUGGACAUAAUUUUUAAAACACAGGACUUGGCGAGGGAACGAUUUGAGAACCACUGUUUGAAUUUCCUAGGGGUUUGCCUACCUGAAGACUUGUAAAAGGGGGCCAAGUGGCGCAGAAACUUCAAGACGUGGCUUAGCAGCUUCGCGUCGUCUUCGCUCGACGGAAGGACUUUCAAAAAGCGCGAAAACGUGGCCUCCCAAGCAUGAUCCAAAAACUGGUCGUGCCUCGGCAUUAACUUGCACAAAAUCACGUACCUUCAAUUGUAAAUUAAAUAAGCCAUUAACUAAUUAACCACUCA